Molecule: messenger RNA, 3371 nt
Organism: Entelurus aequoreus (snake pipefish)
Lineage: Eukaryota; Metazoa; Chordata; Actinopteri; Syngnathiformes; Syngnathidae
Gene: trmt44
Product: tRNA methyltransferase 44 homolog
Biological process (GO): tRNA methylation
Molecular function (GO): tRNA (uridine) methyltransferase activity; metal ion binding
Source: RefSeq, a predicted model, not a curated record
UGAACAGUGUUUCGCCUCGCUUACGUCAUCAGGGAGCGACAAUGUUUUUGCCUUAUUUUGGUACUUCAAACGCACCAAAUUGUGGAUUUUACACUGACUUUUACGACCAGACUAGGGUUAGGUGAUUGAACUAAAAAAAACUCUGUUUUCUUCAAAUCAAAUAUAUACUUUUAUAUUGGAAUACGAGCUCCAAGGGCCGGAAAGUUAGCUAGCGAGCUAACUAAAGUUACGCACGUUUGGUUGUGCGUCUCUUCAUCUUAAAGAUGCCUAAAUUAUUCGACAUUGAAUUCCCAGAAGAGUGUCAAACCAACCCCGAUAGGUUCUGGUCGGCUGUUGACGUGUGGUUAAAAAAGCCUCAUGUCGUCAACAAGCGGCUAUGCGGGGUAGAGACAGAAAGUCAAAAUGUGAACGGCGCAGUAUUGAGUUUGGUGCUAGGCAAUGAUGGACUUCCUAAGGACGUGUUAAACUUCAUCACCACGGCAUGUACACACACACUUUCCUACAAUAUAAGGACUUUUAUUCCAAAAGUUAACAUUUAUGGGACCCACCUGCACAAAGAGAUUGUUGUUAAAGAUUUUGAAUGCCAGAAAGUGACAUUUAUUCCAUUUGAGGAGGACGAAGAAGGGAAAGUGUCUCUGAAAAAGUGCAACGUUUACCAGAUUCAGCUGCGCCUUACAGACUACAUGCAAUUGCUGUUGGAGCUGCACGUGUUGACCGUGGAUGGUUGGCACUGUGACGGCGUGGCCUACCCGAAGCUGGGGUGGCUGUCGACUGAGCUGCUACCAAAGCUGCUGCGCUGGUCUGUGGACUGCAAGAGCAGCGACUUUACGAGCACACUGUCUCUGCUGCCGGUGGAAAAGUACAGCUUGACAUACCAGCAACUCAAAGACAAGUACAAGGCCAUGGUCAAGGUUUGGCCCGAGGUGACAGAUCCAGAGAAGUUUGUUUUCGAAGACGUCGCCAUCGCCACUUAUCUCCUGGUGCUUUGGUCCGAGGAGCAGACGGAACAUGAUCUUAAAACAAAACAAUCCUUCGUAGAUUUGGGCUGUGGAAAUGGUCUUCUGGUGCACAUUUUGACGAAUGAAGGGCACCCGGGUAAAGGCAUUGACGUUCGUAAGAGGACUAUUUGGGACAUGUAUGACUCCAACACGCUGCUGGAGGAGCAAGCUAUCACUCCCAGCGAUAGCUUUUUAUUCCCAGAUACUGACUGGCUAAUUGGGAACCACUCUGACGAGCUAACACCAUGGAUCCCUGUCAUCGCGGCCAGGUCGUCUUAUUCCUGCCGGUAUUUUGUCCUACCAUGCUGCUUCUUUGACUUCUUUGGCAAAUACCAGCGGCGUCACAGCCAAAAGUCGCAGUACAAGGAAUACAUUGACUUCAUCACAGACGUUAGCCGAGUCAGCGGCUUUGACACACAGAUGGACUGCCUCAGAAUACCCUCCACCAAACGGGUUUGUCUGGUUGGUAGGACCCGUAACUACCAGGCGUUUGACGAGGCGCAGGUGGAAGACCGGAGAGCUCAAUACAUACAGAGCCGAGGGUCGGCGGUCAAGAAGGAUCACAUGAGCAGCAGCUGGGGAUCGGGGUUCCAUCCCCGAGAGAAGGUGGAAGUCGUACGAAACUGCGGCACUCUUUCUCGGGACUUUGUAGACAACGUGGUCAUACGUGUCGCUGAUGCUCUGCUGAGGAUGACGGCGGAUGGUGGCCAGAGUUCUUCUAGCUGGAACACAGGAGGCAGCUUGUCAUUGGGCGAGGUGGCAUUGUUGUUGCGUCAGGAGACGCUCCAGAAACUGAAAAAGGAAUGUGGCGGCCUCCAGACGCUCCUGAAGAACAACCAUCAAGUUUUUGAAGUGGAAGGAGGAAGCGUUCACUUACGAGAUUGGCGGGACGGAAGGCACCCGAGGGCGGGCUCCAAGAAAAGGCCUGUGGCCCUGGGUGCCCUCAAAACACGUCCCUGCUGGUUUUACAGCCACCACCCUCAAGGCUGCCCCCUGCUGGCACAGCAGUGCAGCUUUGCUCACGGACACGAUGACCUCCGACCUUCUAACAGAUCUUCGAAGAAAAGCAAACGUGACGUUUGACUAUUUUAUUCAUCAACACUCAUGUGACUCCUAAACAUCAGAAUUUUUUUUAGUAACAAAAAAAGUCCUCUUGGUUUUUGUAAAGUUGUGACUUCAUUGCUGUUAAAUUCCCAAAAUGGUUAGUUUUUGGAUGAAAAAACAAUGAGUCUUUCUGGUAUGAUACAAAUCUAGUUUUGGAAUUACAUUUCUUAUGAAUUACAACUACCGCUUGUGUAGAAAAUGGAUGGAUGGAUGGAUGAAUUACAAAUGUAUUCUUAUUAAAUUAUUUUUUGAUUAUAUAAAUGUUUUCAAUCUUACAAAACCACAACUUUUUUUUUUUUUAACUUUAAUAUUUUUUCAACUUAAUUUAAGGACUUUCUCCUAAUUUUGCAAUUGUUUUUUUUGCAUAAUUUUUGUUGUCAAUUUCACUUACAAUAAAAACCUAAUAUUAUAUUUAUGAUUUAUAUCAAUUUGUAAUUUUAUGACACUAAGGUAUUGAAAUCUGAAUAUCACCAGAAGAGACUUUGUGAUAAAAUCAGGAAAAACUUAGAUUUACAAGAAUAAAGAUGCAAUAUUAAAAAGCCUAUUAUGAGGAAACGUCACAUUAUAAUAAAAUGUUAAUAUUCAAAGAUAAAAGUAGGCAUACUUCAACAAUAAAUUCAUAAUUACAUGAGAAAGUUUUAACUUUAUUUUUGAAUAUAUUUUUAUGAUUUAUUUUAAAAAUUGCAAAUAUUACAAUUAUGACAGCGAAAAUGUAUCAAAUCAACAUUUUAUGAGACAAAGUCGGAACCUUACCAGAGCAAACAGACUAAAAAGAUGAGUCAUAACAAUACAAAAUAUAAGUUGUAGUUUUCUGAUUGUUAUAAUAAACUAUUACAAAAGAAUACAUUUUCUUGGCUCAUCAAUUUGAGGGUUCCUGGUUCGAUACCUAACUUUCUGCCACCCUAGUCGCGCAAGUCUGUUGUGUCCUGGAGCAAGACACUUCACCCUUGCUCCAGAUCGGUUGUGGUUAGGGCCUUGCAUGGCAGCUGCCGCCAUCAGUGUGUGAAUGUGGAAAUAGUGUCAAAGUGUUUUGAGUACCUUAGAAAAUCUAUAAAAGUAUAACCCAUGUAUCAUUUAUUUACCAAUUGUGGGAAAAAAAUCCCCCGAUUUGCAAAGACCCCCACCAGAUUGCACGCUAGUAGCUAAUGGGCACGUUCAUAUAUUAUAAAGAAUUCUACUCUGUAUUAGAUAUAAAACACAGAAAUUAAAUAAUGGCAAAACGGUGCUAUGUAGGGAUAAGAAAAUAUAAUCUUUUAAUAAAUGUCAUCA